Diaporthe amygdali is the source of this 1701-nucleotide messenger RNA. Its product is annotated as multidrug resistance protein fnx1. The record is from RefSeq and is a predicted model, not a curated record. Bases 1 to 1701 code for a protein of 566 amino acids. Lineage: Eukaryota; Fungi; Ascomycota; Sordariomycetes; Diaporthales; Diaporthaceae. Gene Ontology annotation, biological process: basic amino acid transport; transmembrane transport. The transcript has 2 exons. Gene Ontology annotation, molecular function: basic amino acid transmembrane transporter activity. Gene Ontology annotation, cellular component: fungal-type vacuole membrane.
AUGAGCGGUCAGAACGGGGACGCGAUUGUCGACCCUAGGCAAGCGCCAGCCCUAGAUGGAGCACGGGACAACGAGACGACACCUCUCCUCAAUGGGCAGCCAAAAGCUGCCCCCGGAGAUGCUGAAGGGCAGCAGCAGCAUAACGGCAGUUCAGGAAACCAGGAGCAGACGGUCCUAGUCGAAGACGUCAGCGGCCCGAAGCUAUGGCUCAUCCUCAGCGCUGCAUACGUCGGCGUCUUCCUGGGGGCCAUCGACUCGACCAUCAUAGCUACGUUAUCGGCGCCCAUCUCGAGCGAGUUCAAGUCGCUGAGCCUGCUGUCAUGGCUGGCUACGGCCUACCUGAUCGCCAAUGCCGCCUGCCAGCCUAUCUCGGGCAGACUCACUGACAUCUUCGGGAGGGGCCCCGGGCUGGUGUUUAGCAACAUCUUCUUCGCGGCGGGGAACCUCAUCUGCGGCCUAGCCCAGAGCGACACAGUUAUGAUCAUCGGCCGCGUGGUCGCGGGCAUCGGAGGGGGCGGGCUGAUGUCGAUCUCGACAUUCCUGGGCUCCGACCUUGUCCCCCUGAGGAAAAGAGGGAUUAUCCAGGGCAUCGGCAACAUCUGUUUCGGCUCCGGGGCGAUGCUUGGCGGCGUCUUUGGUGGCUUCAUUAACGACAAUUCGUCGCGAGGGUGGCGGCUGGCGUUCCUGGUCCAGGUACCGGUCAUCGUGGUGUCGGGCACGCUCGUGUUCUUCCUGGUCAAGGUCCCACCGAAGGCGUCGAACAAGUCGUACAUCUCCCGCAUCGAUUUCGUGGGGGCUUUCUUGACCGUGGCGUUCCUUGUGGUUCUUCUGCUGGGCUUGAACGCCGGGGGAAACCUGGUGGCCUGGACUGACCCCCUGGUCCUGACGACACUGCCGUUGGCGUUUGUCCUGCUCGUGGGCUUCAUCCUGUGGGAAAGCAGAGCCGCGCUGCCUAUCAUUCCAGUACGCCUGCUCGUCGACCGGACUGUUUUUACGGCCUGUAUCACCAAUCUCGUCUGUACAAUGGCAAACACGAUGCUGAUCUUCUACAUACCCCUCUAUCUUCAAGUUCUGGGCUACUCGCCGACGCAAUCCGGCUAUAGGAUCUUCUUUGCCUCACUGGGAGUCUCGAUCAGCUCUAUCGGCUGCGGCUUGAUCAUGAAGAGGACUGGCCGAUACCUUGGUCUGGGAAUAGCUGUCCUGAUCUCAUUCGUAGCCGGCUACAUCAUGUUCUCGACCCUGGACGCCAACAGUCCCAGCUGGGUUCCGUUCCCGGCUUUCGUGCUCACGGGUGCAGGCUAUGGGGGCAUGCUCACUGUGACGCUUUUGGCAUGCAUCGCCGCGGUCGAGCACUCCCAGCAGGCGGUCAUCACGUCUGCGACAUACGCGUUCAGAUCCGUGGGUGCCACGGUUGGUGUUACUAUUGCGUCUACCGUGUACCAGAAUAUUCUGAAAGCGCGGCUCUGGGACCGGUUCGGCUCUCUGCCUGGCGCGGGCGAGGAGAUCAAGAGGAUUAGGGACGACCUGGGCGAGCUCAAACAUCUCCCCGAUGGCUGGAAGGACGGCGUCAUCGCGUCGUUCAUGGAGGCUUUCAGGGGUGUCUGGUUGACGGGGUUGGGUCUGGCAUUGGUGGGCUUGUUAUGUGUCUCGCUGAUGAGACAGCAUACUUUGCACUCGAACCUGGCCAGGAGGGAAGACUAG